This is a messenger RNA of Kluyveromyces lactis, 273 nucleotides long. RefSeq names its product Ste18p (gene STE18). Gene Ontology annotation, cellular component: heterotrimeric G-protein complex. Gene Ontology annotation, biological process: G protein-coupled receptor signaling pathway. The record is from RefSeq and is a predicted model, not a curated record. Bases 1 to 273 code for a protein of 90 amino acids. The transcript has a single exon. Lineage: Eukaryota; Fungi; Ascomycota; Saccharomycetes; Saccharomycetales; Saccharomycetaceae. Gene Ontology annotation, molecular function: G-protein beta-subunit binding.
AUGGGAGAGUUACCAUAUAAGAUCCAGGAAUUGAAAUUGAGAAGAAUCGAAGAAUUGAAUAAUAAAUUAAGAAAUGAGCUAGCAAGGGAAAGAAUGACUGCGUCAAAUGCUUGUUUGUCCAUAAUCGACUAUACCUCAACCCAUAAGGAUUACGCUGUUCCAGAAGUAUGGGGUUACCCAAUGGUUGGUGAAAACCCAUAUAAUAAUACUAUGAGGAAGAACAAUUUUGCUAGAUCUCACGAGGAAACGAGUGCCUGUUGUACCAUAAUGUGA